This is a messenger RNA of Tinamus guttatus (white-throated tinamou), 3663 nucleotides long. The record is from RefSeq and is a predicted model, not a curated record. Lineage: Eukaryota; Metazoa; Chordata; Aves; Tinamiformes; Tinamidae.
CUCGAAUAGCAUUUCUACAAGGGGAAAGAAAGGGUCAAGAAAACUUGAAGAAAGAUUUAGUGAGAAGAAUAAAGAUGUUAGAAUAUGCAUUAAAACAAGAAAGGGCAAAAUAUCAUAAAUUAAAAUAUGGCACAGAACUCAACCAAGGUGACUUGAAAAUGCCAACCUUUGAAUCAGAAGAAACCAAAGACACAGAGGUUCCCACAGUACCUCAAAAUAGCCAACUGACCUGGAAGCAAGGCAGACAGUUACUAAGACAGUAUCUUCAGGAAGUAGGUUAUACAGAUACAAUAUUGGAUGUACGCUCCCAGCGGGUAAGGUCUUUGCUUGGGCUCUCCAAUUCAGAACCAAAUGGUUCAGUAGAAACAAAGAACUUGGAGCAGAUCCUCAAUGGAGGUGAAUCUCCUUCAUCAAAACAAAAGGGACAGGAAAUCAAAAGGAAUUCUGGCGAUGUUCUUGAAACAUUUAACUUCCUAGAGAAUGCCGAUGAUAGUGAUGAGGAAGACGAGAGUGACAUGAUAGAAGAUAUUGCAGAAGGAAAAGAAAAGCAUCGGAUAAAUAAAAAACACAAAAUCGGUAAUGAAGGUUUAGCUGCUGACCUUACAGAUGACCCUGAUACUGAAGAAGCUUUGAAAGAAUUUGACUUUUUAGUGACAGCUGAAGAUGGUGAGGGAGCUGGAGAAGCCCGAAGUUCAGGAGAUGGAACAGAGUGGGACAAAGAUGACCUGUCCCCAGCUACUGAGGUUUGGGAUGUAGACCAGGGGCUAAUAAGUAAACUGAAGGAACAGUACAAGAAGGAACGAAAGGGGAAGAAAGGGGUGAAGAGAGUCAACAGGACAAAACUUCACGACAUGAUAGCUGAUCUGGGCGAUGAUGAGCUACCCCACAUCCCUUCAGGAAUCAUUAAUCAAUCUAGGUCACCCUCUUCUAGAAUGACUGAUCAUGAAGGUGCAAGAGCAGAGGAAGCUGAGCCAAUAACGUUUCCGUCUGGAGGAGGCAAGUCAUUUAUUAUGGGUUCUGAUGAUGUUUUGUUAAGUGUUCUGGGCCUUGGAGACCUUGCAGACUUGACAGUUACAAAUGAUGCAGACUAUAGUUAUGAUCUGCCAGCUAAUAAAGAUGCCUUCCGAAAGACGUGGAACCCUAAGUACACGCUACGCAGUCAUUUUGAUGGAGUGCGGGCAUUAGCUUUUCAUCCUAUAGAGCCUGUGCUGGUUACAGCCUCUGAGGACCAUACUCUAAAACUUUGGAACUUGCAGAAAACGGUUCCUGCCAAAAAGAGUGCCUCAUUAGAUGUAGAACCUAUCUACACAUUUAGGGCCCACAUUGGACCUGUAUUGUCAUUGGCAAUUAGUUCUAAUGGAGAACAGUGUUUUAGUGGUGGUGUGGAUGCCACCAUUCAGUGGUGGAAUAUGCCUAGCCCUAAUGUGGACCCAUAUGAUACCUAUGAGCCAAACGUUCUAGCUGGCACAUUAAUUGCUCACACAGAUGCAGUGUGGGGUCUUGCUUACAGUGGUAUAAAGAAUCACUUACUAUCUUGUUCAGCAGAUGGCACUAUUAGAUUAUGGAAUCCACCAGAAAAAAUGCCCUGUAUUUGCACUUACAAUGGAGAGAAAGAGCAUGGAAUACCUACAUCGGUUGACUUUAUAGGUUGUGACCCUGCUCAUAUGGUUACAUCUUUUAACACUGGCAGCACAGUCAUUUAUGAUUUAGAAACAUCACAGUCUGUUGUAAUGCUAUCAUCACAGAUAGAAUCUGGUGUACAAUCAAAUAACCAUAUUAACAGGGUAGUAAGUCAUCCCACGCUUCCUGUAACUAUUACAGCUCAUGAAGAUAGACACAUCAAAUUUUUUGACAAUAAAACAGGUAAAAUGAUCCAUUCUAUGGUUGCGCACUUGGAUGCUGUCACAAGUCUAGCUGUAGAUCCUAAUGGAAUCUAUUUAAUGUCUGGAAGCCAUGAUUGUUCCAUUAGAUUAUGGAAUUUGGACAGCAAGACAUGUGUGCAAGAAAUAACAGCUCAUAGGAAAAAGCUGGAUGAAUCCAUUUACGAUGUAGCAUUUCAUCCAUCAAAAGCAUAUAUUGCCAGUGCAGGAGCUGAUGCCCUUGCCAAAGUGUUUGUGUGACAUAGCAGAACCAGCCUGCAGCAUAAUAGCAGGUCUGUUUGGACAAAAAAGAGGGAAUGCGUCACUGCCAUCAAUGAUAAGGUUACCAAUAAGACACUACAUCUGAUCUGCCUGGGUGAAGGCUCUUAUGUGGGGCAGGUUUAAGUUGGUGAAAAGUCACCACGUCUUGAAUAACGUCAGGCUCAUUCAUUUAACUGUAAUUACUGUAUUUGGGGGGGUGGGGCAAAUUAAAAACAGAAAAAAAAACAAAAAUAGAAAAACAGUAUUUGUAGCCUUGACUGGAUAUGAACUGAGCGUAUGUCUGUUCUUUAGGUGUCUUUAAGCAAACGUGGAGUCUGAUUUUACAAAAGACUUUUAUUUUGGACUCUGUGUGCUGCCUUAGGGUUAGGAAUGUGGUGCUCUUGUGGGGGGAAGUGAGCUCCAAGAGUAGCUUUCUUUUCAUCUCUUAGUAAUCUUCUGUUUAUCAGUUGAAUGCCACAGAUUCCCCUUUUAAACUUUUAUUUUGCUUUAAAGAAAAGGAAAUUUAACUUAAAAUAUUUUAGCAUUAGUUGCACAAAACGUUUGGAUAAAAUUCUAGUUUUUAUAAGUCUUUUUAUAUAUUUAGCCUGUCACAACAGUGCUCAAGAUUGUAUUGAUAAUGUUUUUCUGCAUUAUAGAACCCUAAAACACAGAGAUCUCACUGACCCGCUGCCGUGUAACCACACUCUUCCCUUCUUUUGCCUAAUACAGCUCAGCUAAGUCCUUGCAUAAGGAUGCUAGUUCAUCAUCAUCGCAUAACUGUCUUCAUAAAUAAAGGACUGUAAAGCGUGUUCAAAUGAAACACAGAGGGGUUAACACCCCCGAUGAACUCUUAAAAAUAAAAAAAAAUAAUCUUGGCAUCCUAUCACUAUGUGAUAUUUUGUACAUCUUACUGUAUUUACGAGUUUAUUUAUCAAGGAUUACCCAUCUUGCUAAUGGCCUAUUGUUAUUUAUUUCACUUUUUGUUGGUCUUUAUAUCCUUUUAUGUAGUGUGUUAAAGGGCCCUGUAUAUCUAUUAUGGCACUCUUUGAACAGUCUAAAAUAGACAAAAACGGGACAUUUCAUAAUUCUAAAGUUGCAAACCAAGAAUUUCUGUUUUUCCUCUGGUUAAGUACUGGAGUGGAUUUGAUUCCAAAAAACAAUCUUGUUUCAGAACUUUUGGAGUGAAAAAUAUUUUUAUUUGCGUUUCAAAUAGAAUACAAAAGUAGUUGAUUCAAGAUUCAUAAAUCUGCUGUGUUUGGAAUAGUUAUUCCCUGCUUUUAUUUUAUUUUCAGAUGUGCUUCAGUUUAUGGUGUAACUAAAGAUUUUGUUUGUGUAAUGCAUGAUUAAUACAAUAAAGUAUUUUUUCUAGUCUUCCACAAAACUUUUCUGAUCAGUUUGCGAGUUUUGAUGAGUUUUGUAAGGUUUCUGUUUUACAAACUAUGAAUCAGCAAAUUUUUAAGAUUGUACCACAUAGCAAAAGUACAGCUGUUGAAAAAUAAUGUAUAUAAAAUGCAUAUAAUAAAUAUUAAAUGGUGUACCUGUA